Pisolithus orientalis is the source of this 2848-nucleotide messenger RNA. Its product is annotated as WD40-repeat-containing domain protein. The record is from RefSeq and is a predicted model, not a curated record. The coding region runs from base 11 to 2848 and encodes 945 amino acids. The transcript is spliced from 13 exons. Gene Ontology annotation, cellular component: small-subunit processome; Pwp2p-containing subcomplex of 90S preribosome. Lineage: Eukaryota; Fungi; Basidiomycota; Agaricomycetes; Boletales; Pisolithaceae. Gene Ontology annotation, molecular function: snoRNA binding; protein binding. Gene Ontology annotation, biological process: maturation of SSU-rRNA.
GUCAAUUGUCAUGGUCCACAGUUACUUGAGGCAUGGACCCACGCAGGCGUUUGGGUUGAUAUGUAGCAAUUCUUCAAAUUCUAAAUAUGGUGACAAGGUUGCUUAUGUGCCAGCACUGGAGGAUGUCCUGGUCUGGGAUGUAAAGAAAGGUCAACUGCUUGCUGUGUGGCAUGAAACAGGACACCGUUCCGAAGUGACCUGCAUCGAACGUUCUCCACAAGAAAACGUCUUCGGGGUAGGCUAUGCUGACGGCUCCAUUCGUCUAUGGGACAGUGGUUCCUCUUCUGUCAUUGCGACUUUUAAUGGACACAAAAAAGCAGUCACGGCACUGGCAUUCGAUAACGAAGGAACCAGGUUAGCAUCCGGAUCACAGGACACGGACCUCAUUAUAUGGGAUAUUGUAGCGGAAGCUGGUCUCUAUCGUUUGCGCGGACACCGCAACGAGGUGACUGGCGUACGUUUCCUUGUCCCCCAAGCAACUCGAUCAACCUCUGUGGACUCUCCGUCCUCCAUUUUGUUGACGGUUUCGAAGGACACAUUGAUGAAAGUGUGGGACCUUAGUACCCAACAUUGUAUGCAAACGGCUGUUGCCCACCGCGCUGAAAUUUGGAGCAUGGACAUUAGUUCAGAUCAGAAAUACAUACUCACUGGAAGCAACGACGGGGAUCUAAAGGCGUGGAAGAUAAACUAUGAAGCAGUGGCGAACGGGCUACGAGAAUCUGAAUCCGGAGAGAUCGACAAGAUCAUCGAUUUCACUGCUUCCUUCCCUUUGGCGCUUCACCACCGCGCAUCCCGUGUUCUAUUUCACCCCUAUCAACCUUAUCUUGCUGUGCAGUCGCACGAACGCUCCGUCGAAGUGUUUCGAAUCCGCACUGAGGAAGAGGUCAGAAAAAAAGAAUUGCGACGACGUAAGCGGGAAAAGGAGAAGAAGGGGAAGGAGAAAGUAGGGUCCACGGUAACCGAAACCAAAAAAACGUUAGAUGAGGGUGAUCCUAAGCCGGAUGAAGCCAUCCUGCCUGACUUCUUUGCACCGCUUUUGGUCGUCCGGGCGAGCGGGAAGGUUCGAUCAUUCGACUUCGGCACUAAAGAUACUGGGAAAGGGAAAUCGAGCGUCCAGAUCUUUGUGGCUCUCACUUCUAAUGCCCUUGAAGUAUAUGACAUCCCCCCUCCCACGACAUCAAAGGGUGAAACCCUUGAAGCAACUCGUGCAUACGUUCUUGAUCUCCCAGGUCAUCGCAACAAUGUCCGAACUUUAUGUUUGAGCUCGGAUGACCAAAUCUUGGUUUCGGGUUCCAACGGGUCCUUGAAAGUAUGGAAUAUGAAGACCACUGCGUGCAUCCGCACCAUGGAUUGCGGCCACGCCACAUGUAGCUGCUUCCUUCCAGGUGAUCAACACGUCGCGGUCGGAACUAAGUCGGGCGAGAUAUUGAUUUACGAUCUGGCUUCCUCAACUCUCGUUGAUUCAAUUAAAGCUCACGGCGCAACCGUGUGGUCGCUACACGUUCGACCGGACGGGCAAGCGCUUGUUAGUGGCAGUGCUGAUAAAGAAGUGAAGUUCUGGGAGUUCCGGCAAGAAACCGCAGCUCAUCUCAAGAAAUCAUUGUCGCUAGGGCAUGUACGGACGCUCAAAAUGUCCGACGAUGUACUGUCCGUGAGGUAUAGCCCAAAUGGAAAACUUCUGGCGGUGUCACUACUAGACGCUACGGUAAAAAUUUUCUACCAAGAUAGUCUGAAGUUCUUCCUCUCGCUAUACGGACACAAGUUGCCGGUCUCCUGCAUGGAUAUAUCCGACGAUUCAAAGCUGAUAGUUACAGGUUCUGCUGACAAAAACAUUAAGAUCUGGGGUCUUGACUUUGGCGAUUGUCACAAAUCGAUAUUUGCUCAUGAAGAGAGUGUGACGCAGGUCUUCUUUGAAAAAAAAUCACAUUAUUUCUGGACUGUAGGCAAAGACAGAUUGUUGAAGUAUUGGGAUGGUGAUAAGUUCGAGAACAUUCAGAAGUUAGACGGACACCAUAACGAGAUUUGGGCAUUAGCAGUCAGUAAUCACGGAAAUUUUGUCGUAACUGGUUCGCACGACAAAUCCAUUCGAGUUUGGGAGAAACUUGAUGAACCUCUCUUCCUCGAGGAAGAACGCGAGCGCGAACUAGAGAGUGUUUUUGAGCGCGGUCUUGUCGAUUCUCUGAAUCGCAGCGAACCUGGAGAUGAAAUUAAUGGCCAAUCGUCUACCGAGGUUACCACUGUAACAAAGCAAACAACGGAGACUCUAGUUGCUGGUGAACGUAUCAUGGAAGCCCUGGACCUUGCAAAUAGCGAACUUGAAGCCUUGCGGGAGUUUGAGGAGCAGAGAGGCCGUGAAAACAUAUCGGAGGCGUUCAAUUUACAGCCUCCGCCUCGGAACCCCAUAUUAGCGGCCCUUGACCUGAAACCAGAAGCCUAUGUGUUACGAGUCGUCGAAAAAGUGCCGAGUACUGCCCUCCACGAUGCACUGCUAGUGCUCCCAUUUACCAAAGUUAUAUCCUUGAUGCACUAUCUGGAUACGUGGGCACGAAUGGGUUGGAACGUCACGCUUGUAGCCCGUAUUAUGUUCUUCUUGUUGAGAGUACAUCACCACCAGAUUGUCGCCAACAAGCUCAUGCGGACAUCGUUGAUUCCCAUGCGCAAUCACCUACGCGGCGCACUUCGGCAAGAGAAGGACAUAGUUGGAUACAACUUGGCUGCCCUGCAGCACAUGCGACAGAAACAUGAAGCUGAGGGAAUUGCACAAUUCUUGGAGCAGAAUCUUGAAGAAGAUAAUGCACAGGGACUUGCUGGGGAAGGUAAAAAGAGGAAGAGGGUUAGCAUUAGGUGA